AUGUCCUUUACAGGUACAUUAUCGCUCAUUCUAAACGACUCAGCUUUCGUUGAUGUGGAGCCCCGCGACCCUGAAGCGGAAUGUCUUCAUCGACUGUUUCUUACUGGUCUAUUCGACACAACACCAUCGGAAGACUAUUUUACAUUUGCACCACGUGUAGAAGGUAUGCUAUUCAAGGUCCUGAUGGUGUUCAACCGUGCCAAAAUUGCCAAAGCAAGAAGGCUCGGUAUUUUUACUCCCUUCAUGCAGAGAUAG
Messenger RNA from Cooperia oncophora, 255 nucleotides. Lineage: Eukaryota; Metazoa; Nematoda; Chromadorea; Rhabditida; Trichostrongylidae. The record is from the annotation of a GenBank genome assembly.